UAAUCAACAGAAAAAAAUCUGUGCAAGUCGCAGUAUGAAUCAUUCUAUUUAUUAACGUGAAAUAGUUGCGUGUAGUAGAUUAUUUCGUGCAUUGUGCAUUGCAGCUUUAAAUUGUGAAACAAUUCACGAUUACUAAUAUUCUAGAAUUCUCGUGCCGUUUCUCAAUCUCAAUAGUGAUAGUGUAGAUAAUUUUUUGUCGAACAAAAUUGUCCAGGAGAUUCCUCGAUUUUCCGAAAAUCGCCAAUCAACAAAGGGAUUCUUUGUAGUCUGAUAUUUAGCCAGAUCUCAUCAUGUCGCUGUAUCCAUCACUCGAGGACAUGCAGGUGGACAAAAUUAUGCAAUCGCAGAAUGCGGCCAUCUCGAAUGCCGUCGCUCAACAGCAAAGUGCCCCGUUUCAUGAUCCUCCGCCAGCCUACUCGGCAAAUCCGUACGCUCAGCUUCUGCCUGGCUCCGUUGGUAGCAGUGAACCAGAGAAUGGCAAGAAAUCGGAAUUUAUUUACCCAGAUCUGGCAGACUAUCUGGGCUUGGAGCUUAGUCGCGAGGUCAUAGCCGCCAACAUGCCUGAAUAUUUGAACCGCGACACCCGGAUGGCCGCCUAUCAGCCGGAAGUGUCUGCCGUAGUGACGGUGAACAAUUCUAACAUGGUUGCACCUGUUUCAGGGGGAUCUGUAGGAUUGAAGCGCGGGCAGGUUACCAACGGAAUUCGUGAGUUGAUUCUCUGCAAGGGUGCUGAUAAGAAGGUUGGACUGCGCGCACAAGCCAUCAAUAAAGGGGUCUUUGUUUGUGUGGUGGUAAAAAAUAGCCCCGCUGCAUUGGCGGGACUUCGGUUUGGAGAUCAGAUCCUGCAGGUGAACGGAACCUUGGUAGCUGGUUACUCGGUCGAUGAUGUCCAUAAAUUGUUGAAAAAGAGCGACAAAAACAAUAUUUCGUUAGUUGUUCGUGAUCGUCCGUUCGAACGCGCUGUUACUUUGCAUAAAGACUCUGCCGGAUCCGUUGGAUUCCAGUUCAACAAUGGUAAGAUCACUGCCAUUGUAAAGGAUUCCUCCGCUGCCCGUAACGGACUUUUGAUUGAGCAUCAGUUGCUGGAAAUUAAUGGCCAAAAUGUAAUCGGAAUGAAGGAUAAGGAAAUUUCCCAAUUGAUUGCGGCAGGUGGUCAAAUCAUCACCUUGACGGUAAUACCAACGAUUAUCUACGAUGUCAUGAUGAAGAAACUGUCAACAUCAUUUAUUAGGGGCAAAAUGGACCACUCGCUGCCUGAUUUCUAAAAUUUAAAACUAAACCAGUAAUUUCGCUGUUGCCAAACAAGUCCUGUUAUUCAGUUCUGUAUUGUUUAUUGAUAACAGCACGCAUAUUUACUUCCUGUUCAAUCAAUAUUGUAAUCAUAAUUUCAUUCCCUGGAUAGAAUGAAACAAUGAAGGAAUUGCGCACAGUGUAGUUUGUUAGUUUUGCACUAUCCUUCAAGUAAUCUUUACAAAAUCGUACAUGCUAGUUACAUGUCAAUAGUUGCGAUUGCUGCAAUGAAUUUUUAUAUUAUAUACAUAUAUUAAACAGUAAUAUUAAUAAACAGUCA
Messenger RNA from Armigeres subalbatus, 1570 nucleotides. Its product is annotated as syntenin-1-like. The transcript has 3 exons. Gene Ontology annotation, cellular component: plasma membrane; cytoplasm. The coding region runs from base 291 to 1265 and encodes 324 amino acids. Gene Ontology annotation, molecular function: protein binding. NCBI's taxonomy places the organism in Eukaryota, Metazoa, Arthropoda, Insecta, Diptera, Culicidae. The record is from RefSeq and is a predicted model, not a curated record.